Messenger RNA from Quercus robur (English oak), 1193 nucleotides. RefSeq names its product mitogen-activated protein kinase kinase kinase 20-like. Gene Ontology annotation, biological process: protein phosphorylation. Bases 87 to 1193 code for a protein of 368 amino acids. Gene Ontology annotation, molecular function: protein kinase activity; ATP binding. The transcript has a single exon. Lineage: Eukaryota; Viridiplantae; Streptophyta; Magnoliopsida; Fagales; Fagaceae. The record is from RefSeq and is a predicted model, not a curated record.
CUUCGAACCCACUACUCGAUACAACUUUCUACCAUUGUUGCACAAUAAAUCGUAAUUCAGAAUCUUUUGGUCGUAUCGUGGGAGGGAUGAAGCGAACCAAAGAGGACUUCAGUGCGGGCGGUGAGGUUUCUACGGGUUACGGAUCACCAUCUUGGUGUAGAGGUCAAUUGCUUGGCCGUGGAGGAUUUGGGUCUGUUUUCAUUGCGAAAUUAAAGGAACCCUGUUGGAGAUUUCCUUCAAUCAUGGCUGUAAAAUCAGAAAACGCUGCUUCUGCGUCAUCUUCACUAAUGAAGGAAGAACUGGUUCUUCAGGCUUUAAGAGGGUGUCCUAAUGUGGUUCAAAGCUUUGGAUCAGACAUCACAACUGACUGCUCUGGGGAUUCCAUCUACAACGUUUUUCUUGAGUUUGCUUCGGGAGGAAGCUUGUUUGAUUUCAUCAAGAAAACUGGUUCUGGUACUGGGUUGCCUGAGGUUCUAGUAAGGGAUUGCACUCGGUCUAUUCUGAUUGGAUUGAAGCAAGUGCAUGACCAUGGAUUUGUUCACUGUGAUAUCAAGCCUCACAAUGUCCUGUUAGUACCUACAGUAGAUGGGUAUCUUCCUAAAGUUGCAGACUUUGGGUUGGCAAAGAGGCACAAUGUGAGAGAUGGUAGUGGUGUCAAAGGCACACAUUUGUUCUUUUCUCCUGAGAUGGUGGUUUUUGGAAUUCAGGAAGCACCUUCAGAUAUUUGGGCACUUGGGUGUACUGUGCUGAUGAUGUUGACAGGAAAACCACCUUGGGCUUGUACAUCUAAAUCUGAACUUUUGUCUCGGAUUGCUACUGAAACACCAACGAUUCCACACCAUAUUUCAAUAGCAGCCCAAAACUUCUUGAGUUGCUGCUUUGUGAGGUAUUCUGCGAAGAGGUUGACAGCUACUGAGCUAUUGAGUCACUUCUUUUUACUGGAAUCAGGUGACUGUAAAGAAGUAUUCAUUCAAGAAUCAGCUGAAGUUUCAAAUCAGAAGUAUCUUGGAGUAAAGCCUCAAUCACGGCAUCAUCCUUCAGCUUUGCCGAGUUUUAUACCUGUUCCUUCUUCAUCAUCUAAAGAGGAAAAGGACAUCCCUGCUGCAGUGGAGAGAACAUGUUACAAACACAUCCAUCCUUUGGCAAUCAAGGGCUGCCAACCUCCUGUCACUUUUACUGUUUGUGCCAAUUGA